AUGGACGUCCUACCUGUGAUGGAAGACUGGCCCAAAGUGCGCCACAGCACCGCUCUCCUGGGCGGGACAGCCAGCGGGGAUCUCGCGCUCGUGGACAGCAGCGGAGACCCACGCGCUUGGCUGGCCCCUUUGCAGCCCGCUGGCACCUGCUCCUCCCCGGAGUACCUGCGCCACUCUCCCUGCCCCAGCACUGGAUCUUAUGAGAGCGUCUCUCCUGGCUCCUCCGGACAUCCCAGCCCUCCAAGCUUCAGAAAAACUGCGAAGAGUCCAGCCCCAUCGUCAGUCAAGGUGCGGGACUUGUGCCGCCUCAAAGGCGCUGUCAGUGGCUCUGAGGACGGCCCGAGCAGACAGAGAGCGCCCUCCAGUAAACCUACCAACGGCAUUCAGAAGCAGAGGCGCGUGGCCGCAAACGCGCGCGAGAGAAGGCGCAUGCACGGUCUGAACCACGCAUUUGAUGAACUGCGCAGCGUCAUCCCCGCGUUUGACAACGACAAGAAACUGUCUAAAUACGAGACUCUGCAGAUGGCGCAGAUUUACAUCAACGCUCUGGCUGAUCUUCUGCAGGGACCCGCUCCGAGCGCAUGCGCGGAGGGUUCCAGCGCCGGUUCCCCAAAGGCGGACGUGAGGCUGGGGUCACCGGGAACGUCUGCGCCAGGUGGAGCGUUACCUGCACAAAUGAGUGGAGCGUCCUUUAUGCCGUUCUCUUCCCUGGAGGAGGCUCUGUGCUCUGCCUCGGACUCUGUGCGUAAAGCCUCUCCAAGGAGCGACGGAGAGUUCUCCCCGCGCUCGCACUUCAGUGACUCUGACGAGAACGCGCUCGAGCUACAGUCCAGUGAAGAGGACGAGCUUCCGGAGCUCACACGCCAUCAGCAGCACGUGCCCUUCUGA
Periophthalmus magnuspinnatus is the source of this 888-nucleotide messenger RNA. RefSeq names its product atonal bHLH transcription factor 1a (gene atoh1a). Gene Ontology annotation, molecular function: protein dimerization activity. NCBI's taxonomy places the organism in Eukaryota, Metazoa, Chordata, Actinopteri, Gobiiformes, Gobiidae. The record is from RefSeq and is a predicted model, not a curated record. Bases 1 to 888 code for a protein of 295 amino acids. The transcript has 2 exons.